This is a messenger RNA of Nicotiana tabacum (common tobacco), 435 nucleotides long. RefSeq lists its product as uncharacterized. NCBI's taxonomy places the organism in Eukaryota, Viridiplantae, Streptophyta, Magnoliopsida, Solanales, Solanaceae. The record is from RefSeq and is a predicted model, not a curated record.
AUGGCCACAGUUUUUAUACCAAACAGUGACACAACAACUCCAGCCAGAGCUACCAGCUAUGUCAACUUCCGGCCAGAAUCCCACGUCGAACUCCUGAAGACUGAUUCUCCGGCGAUGUACGGCAGAAGACGGCAGCUGUGGCAGCCGCCUAGGGUGGUGGACACCGUGUCAUGCCGGCAACUAUACUUAAGGAGCGCCUAUACGUUUUCAAGAAAAGAAACUGUCCCUCAAAAAACUAAGAAAUGUUUCGGAAAGGUCAAAGAAAGGGUGGCUUCCGGCGGCAAAAAGCAGGGAAAAUCCGGUCAACGGCGGCGACGGAGUAGGUUUGCGGUGGUGAGGAAAGUGAAGAAAGUUUCUUGUGCGGCGUUGUCUGGUAUUUUCCGAAGGCUGUUAUCUUGCACUGCUACUGCUGAUGUUGUGGACCAUAAAAGUUAA